Molecule: messenger RNA, 1383 nt
Organism: Closterium sp. Naga37s-1
Lineage: Eukaryota; Viridiplantae; Streptophyta; Zygnematophyceae; Desmidiales; Closteriaceae
Source: the annotation of a GenBank genome assembly
AUGGCAGCCCAGGGCGCAGAGGAUAGAGAAGAAGACCUGGAGGACGAUGAAAAUACUGACCAAGACUACGCACAGGAUCGCGAGAACGAUAGCGAGUUUGAGGCGACCGAGGAGGAUUUGUUUCAGGGUGGUCUCUACGAACCAUCCGUCCGGAUUCAAGUCCAGGGGAGUGAAGAAGGGAGUGAAGGGCCGGGAGGCGAUGGAGUGCGCCCACGACCCGGUGUGCCCGAAGAACGAUCCGGAGCGCAACAACUCCAUGACGACGGUUGCUCCGACAACGAUAUCGGCACUCUGGGCGAAUGGGCGCAGGAGGAGUUGCGGAGGUGUUAUGUGUUCGGCAUUCCGUUCAAGCCGGUUUGGCUGCUGGCAGGAUUCAGCGGGGAUCGUGGAGACUACUACAUCGGCAGAGCCCGCGCCAAGCUUCCACGGCAUAAGGAUAAGGAGAAGGAUGAGUGGUUGCAGCUCUUGGAUCUCUUGAGGCUUCACAUUUUCCCCUGGGUCGAAGAGGGUUGGAAGAAGGACGCUAUCUUUCGCACGACCGCAGAAGAGAAGAUGCAGAAGAUGCACCUCACCGCCAAUAUGCUCAGGGAGGAGCUUGGGAUUUUGAGAGGAUGUGAAAUGCAGUUGGCGAUGGAGAACGCUGAACUGAGGGAGAAACUCGCCGCUGAGCGAGAGGACAAGGCUCGGGUCAUUGCAGAGUUCGAAGCAUACAAGAGGUCUGUUGAGGCCAGGGAUGACGCGGCAAACACCUCUGCAGAGAUCGACGGAUCGUCGAAGAGCGCGGGAACAGGAGCAAACCAGGCAACGGACGCAUCCAAAGCACCAGUUGCCGUGGAAGAAUUCUUCGUCGUGGUCGUUGUGUCUUGGCGCGAAGCCACCACUGUUGCUGCUGCCUGGAAACUGUGGGUGCAGCCAAGCCUCAUCAUGGGCGGCAGGUCACUGCGCGAAGUCUUUGCAGAGUUCGACCGGUAUAAGAAGAAGAACAAGAAUUCCAGCUUCAUCACCGCAUAUUCCCGCUCCGAGGCGGCGACCGCAACGGCCAUUAAGCUGCUGGACGAGGUUUUACUCAUGUGCAACUUCACGAAAUUCACCAACGGCCUGGCGGUGCUGCAUGAGACUCCGCCCAUCAAGAAACAGAAGACCGGUUCGUCGACGGAAAAGAGGACCGUCAACGACUUGGCGCAACGCAGAGUGGGCUGGCUGUUAGUCAAGAAGGGCCUUCGCGACCAGGAGUGGGCAACUUCGCUGUUUGGGGAUGAUGAGUGGGAGGAGAUCCACAAGGAACACAUGGCGGAGGAGAAGGCGGAAGAGGAGAAACAACGAACUGCUGCGGCGAAGAAGGCGGAACGGGAAAAGGCGAAGGGCGAUGCGUGGAAACGCUAG